AUGGAAAGUACGAAUGAUUUACAUCCAUCAUUUAUUUCUCCAUUUUCUGAUAAUCAAGCUCGAGCGUAUGAAAUCGAUUAUCAAGUACCAGUUGAAUAUCAAAUGGGCAUGCAAAUACGUGAAAAAUUACCUCAAGUGAAUUUUUCAACGUUAAAUGAAGAUACAUUAUUUUUUUUAUUUUUUUUAUUUGGUAAUGAUUAUGUGCAAUUAUCAGCUGCAAAUGAAUUGUAUAAACGUGAUUGGCGUUAUCAUAAAGAUGAACGUAUAUGGUUAACAAGAAUAAAAAAUAUAAUGCCUGAUCAAAAAUAUGAUACAUAUGAAACAGGUGUUUAUUGUGUAUUUGAUGUUCAGCUUUGGCGUAAAACACAUAAAAGUAUGCGAAUUGAUUAUGAUAAACUAGAUGGUCCUGUUGUAAAACAACAUCCAGAUUUACUUGCAUCAAAAUUUCUUCAACAACAAUAUACGCCUAUAACAUCGUAUAAUACAAACUCAUCUAGAUAG
This is a messenger RNA of Rotaria sp. Silwood2, 501 nucleotides long. The record is from the annotation of a GenBank genome assembly. Lineage: Eukaryota; Metazoa; Rotifera; Eurotatoria; Philodinida; Philodinidae.